This is a messenger RNA of Rotaria sp. Silwood1, 429 nucleotides long. The record is from the annotation of a GenBank genome assembly. NCBI's taxonomy places the organism in Eukaryota, Metazoa, Rotifera, Eurotatoria, Philodinida, Philodinidae.
AUGGGAAUCUUAAAAGGAAAAGAUCUUGCAUUAGAACAUAUUGAAAAAUCAAAAUUGGCUUUUUUAGGAACAUUAUCUGAAGCUGAAAAAGGUCCAUCAACUCAUACAAUGCCACCUAAAGAUCAUUUUACAUUAAAAUUUGAUCGAGAUUCAAUUCGAAAUUUAAAAGGACGUGUUUAUGAAAAUAUGAAACAAUAUACAUAUGAACAACGAGGUGAAAGUAUUCCUGUAUUUACCAAUAAUAAAGAAGUUAAUGAACAAGGUAAUCUUAUUAAUCCAAUAAAACCUGAAAUUCCAACAGUUGGUCGUCAAUAUGUUGCUUGUAUUUAUGAUGAUCUUAAAAUAGUUGAUUGUCUUAUUGAUAUUGAUUGGAGUGAAGUUGAUGAGUUAGUUAAAACAGCAAAUGCAAGACGAAGAUCAGUUGUUUAA